UAUAGCAGUCCCAGCGCAUAUCCAUGAUUAUAUAUCUCCGGUAUCAGACACCGAAAAUCACCCACCCUCGGGGUUUGAACGGCCUUCGCAGUGACGGAGUUCGGUCAUUGAUGUGCUCGGCGCACCUUAUAAAUAUUUCGAAAUUGCCAGAUGAAAAUCAUCAAACAACUUGGAUUGUUCUAUCUCAAAUAUCAAAAUGGCUCUGAAUGGAAGUUGCAUGUGCGGCGCUAUUGCGUACGCUGCUGAAUCUGAACCUCUUGUGACGGCACUUUGCCACUGCGUCGACUGUCAAAAGUGGACCGGUGGCGCAUAUACCUCUAAUGCGGUCAUCCCCCGAGACACCUUCAAUGUAACCAAAGGACAGCCCUCAUUCUACGACCUGACUGGCGGAUCCGGCAGGAUCAACCGACACUUCUUCUGCGGUACUUGCGGAUCGAGUCUGUAUACUGAGUUGGAGGUGAUGGCCGACAAGACCAUCAUCAAGGCUGGGACGUUGGAUGGGGGAGAGACCAACUUGCGGCAUAAGGUGGAUGUGGAGUUUUAUACGCGUGAUCGGGUGUCUUAUCUUGGGAGUAUUGAGGGUGCUAAGCAGGAGGUUCUUAUGUGAUGGAUAUGUUUACAUGGGGAAUUGGUGUAUAUAUUUGAGUUAUUGAAUCGAGGCAGUGAUGAUGAUGUGAU
Aspergillus wentii DTO 134E9 is the source of this 678-nucleotide messenger RNA. Its product is annotated as GFA family protein. The coding region runs from base 197 to 607 and encodes 136 amino acids. The record is from RefSeq and is a predicted model, not a curated record. The transcript is spliced from 4 exons. Gene Ontology annotation, molecular function: carbon-sulfur lyase activity. Lineage: Eukaryota; Fungi; Ascomycota; Eurotiomycetes; Eurotiales; Aspergillaceae.